AUGUGGAAUUUAUUGUUGGUAACAAUUUGUGCCAGUGUACUAGCUAUUGUCUCUAGUGAUCCCGAAAAUUUUAACAUCGGUAAAAAGGAGACUGCUGAGCAUCAUAAAAUAUUUAAACAGAAAACUAACGAUCAUCAUGGUGCAACAUCGUCUCGGUUUGACAAACCGGUACCAUCUUUGAAAGAACACAAUCCAAAUAAAUAUAGUUACACUUUAUACGCAGAUGGAGCUGUGCAAUUAAAAAAUGAUAAAUCGAACCACAAACCUAAUUAUGGCAGAUACACACGUCAAUCUAAAUAUUAUGAUAACUCUAGACAUAACAGGGAACCUCACGACUUCUAUCCAGGACAUACACCGGACGAUUAUGACGAAAUUUUACUCCCAACGCAUCAUAGAGGAUCGCCUCUUCAUUCACACCACAGAGGGCCAUAUCAAGAACCACACCAAAGAGGACCACAUUUACCACCACACUAUGGAGGACCACCUCCUCGACAGCACUAUAGAGGACCAGGUGGUAGAAGAGGACCUUCACCACACCAUAGAGGACCAGGUGAUGUAGAAGGUCCUCCACCACAUCAUGGAGAACCAGGCGUUAGAGGUCCUCCACCACACCAUAGAGGACCAGGUGGUGGAGUAGGUCCUCCUCCAUAUCAUAGAGGACCACCUCCAUAUCACAAAAGUCCUUUCGAUCCACACCACGGAGAUCGACACAUGCGACCUCAGCCUCCGCAUUUCAAUGAUGAUGGACCGCCAACACCACUACCACCGACCAGCCAAACCACUAAUCAGUCCCCACCAUAUGAAAACCAAACAGGGACGGAAAAAUUAAAAGAUUCUAAUCGUAACAAACCAUCUAAGUCCAUUGAUAAAAAGUUACCAACUAUGGAAUCUGUGUCUGAUGAGAAUUCAACCACACGCACUUCUACAACCGAAGAAGAAUUUAUUCUUGAUGUAAGGAUUGGAAAUUAUGAAACUGAAAAACCACAAAAUGUAUAG
Arctia plantaginis is the source of this 996-nucleotide messenger RNA. The record is from the annotation of a GenBank genome assembly. Lineage: Eukaryota; Metazoa; Arthropoda; Insecta; Lepidoptera; Erebidae.